Saitoella complicata NRRL Y-17804 is the source of this 483-nucleotide messenger RNA. RefSeq names its product galactose-proton symport. Gene Ontology annotation, molecular function: protein binding. The transcript is spliced from 3 exons. Bases 1 to 483 code for a protein of 160 amino acids. The record is from RefSeq and is a predicted model, not a curated record. Lineage: Eukaryota; Fungi; Ascomycota; Saitoellomycetes; Saitoellales; Saitoellaceae.
AUGGCUCCUCGUAACCACGUCGCUUCUCAUCCUGACCUUUUCAAGGUGAACUUCCAGGACGGAAGCUUUGCUUCGGAACUUCUUGCCGUUAAGGACUUCAAGAAGGGCGACGUCAUCGCAAGCCUCGAAGGCCUGACACCCGGCCCCAAACGCUACACCUCCGUCCAAGUCUCCCGCGACUCACACAUCGAGCUCAACUCCGACCUCGUCUACAUGAACCACUCCUGUGCCCCCACCGCUAUCGUCGACAUAAAGAACCGUGUCGUCCGUGCAGUCGAGGACAUCCCCACCGGUUCCCCUAUCACCUUCUUUUACCCUUCUACGGAGUGGGAUAUGGACCAGCCUUUCGAUUGUAAUUGUCACGCGAAGAGGUGUUUGGGGGAAAUUAGGGGUGCGAGGUAUAUUCCCAAGGAGAAGGCUCAGGCAUAUUGGUUCAAUGAGCAUAUUGAGGAGUUGCAGAGGGAGGAGGGGUUGGUGAACUAA